Messenger RNA from Nilaparvata lugens (brown planthopper), 1404 nucleotides. Its product is annotated as proteoglycan 4-like. NCBI's taxonomy places the organism in Eukaryota, Metazoa, Arthropoda, Insecta, Hemiptera, Delphacidae. The record is from RefSeq and is a predicted model, not a curated record. The coding region runs from base 1 to 1404 and encodes 467 amino acids. The transcript has a single exon.
AUGAGCAUUCUACAUCUGCUGCCCCCAAACCUUCUACACCCACCAUCCUCAGACCUCAUACACCUAACAUCCCCAAACCUUACACAACUACUGCCCCUGGACCUUCUACGCCUACCAUCAUCAGACCUUCUACACCCAACAUUUCAGAAACUUCCACAUCUACUGCCCCCUGACUUUCUACAUCUACUACCCCUGGACCUUCUACACCAACCUUCCCUAAACCUUAUACAUCUACUGCCCCCGGAUCUUCUACACGUACCAUCCCCAAACCUUCUACUUCUACUGCCUCUGGACCUCCUACACUCACUGUCCCAGGACCUUCUACACCUACAAUCCCCGAACCUUUUACAUCUACUGUCCCCGGGACCUUCUAUACCUACUAUCCCCGAAACUUCUACAUCUAAAGCCCCCGGAUUUUCUACACCUACUGUCCGCAGACCUUCUACACCUACCAUCCCUGAACCUCCUACAUCUACUGCCCCAGGAACUUCUACACCUAACAUCCCCAAACCUUCUAAAUCUACUGCCCCCGGACCUUCUACACCUACCGGCCCCAGACCCUCCACACCAACCAUCCCCAAACCUUCUUUAUCUACUGCCCCCAGACCUUCGACACCUUCUGUCCCCAGACCUUCCACACCUACCAUCCUCGAUCCUCCUACAUCUACUGCCCCCGGACCUUCUACAUCUACUGCCCCUGGACCUUCCACACCGACCCUCCCCAGACCUUCUACACCAACCAUCCCUGAACCUUCUACAUUCACUACACCCAAACCCCUCACACCUACCAUCCCUGUACCUUCUAUAUCUACUGCUUCUGGACAAUCCUCACCAACCAUCCCUGAACCUUCUACAUCUACAGCCCCCGGUCCUUCUACACCUACUAUCUCCAAACCUUCUAUAUCUACUGCCCCCCCCAACCUUCCACACCUACCAUCCCCGAACCUCCUACAUCUACUGCCCCCGGACCUACUACACCUACCACCCCCAGACCUUCCACACCUUCCAUCCCCGAACCUUCUACAUCUGCUGCCCCCAGACCUUCCACACCUACCGUUCCCAGACCUUUUACACCUUCCAUCACUGAACCUUCUACAUGUACUGCCCCCAGACUUUCCACACCUACCAUCCCCAAACCUUCUACAUCUACUGCCCCCGCACCUUCUACAUCUACCAUCCCCGAAACUUCUAAAUCUACAGCCCUUUGACCUUCUACACCUACAACUGUCCCUGAUCCUUCUACACCUACCGUCCUCAGACCUCCUACACCUACCAUCCUCGAACCUUUUACACCUACUGUCCAUAGACCUUCUACACCUACCAUCCCCGUACCAUCUACAUCUACUGCCCCCUGACCUUCUACACCUACCAUCCCCAGACCUUCUACAUGGGGAAAAAGGUUAG